Molecule: messenger RNA, 1599 nt
Organism: Dreissena polymorpha
Lineage: Eukaryota; Metazoa; Mollusca; Bivalvia; Myida; Dreissenidae
Exons: 3
Coding region: 188-595 (135 amino acids)
Source: RefSeq, a predicted model, not a curated record
GCCGAAGGAAUGUAUCAUCCAUCAUUUGGCGCUCAGCUGUUAUCAUAUAAGCGCGCGAAUUCCUUAUUGUUAACGGGUGUAUCGACCAUUAACUCUCUGUGACCUAUAUAUCCGCAACUCAUCGCGUGUAAGAAGUGAUAGUUUCACGUUAUAUAGGAUUUUAAAAUCAUUUCCAAGAAAGCCAGCCAUGGUCUGGGGAGCCAUUGUCGCCCUGAGUGCGGCCCAGGUGAUAGGCGGGGUCCUAUACUCUCGUCUGCUGUUCGGGAAGGCGUGGAUCAGGGCCGCAUUUCCGGGUAAGACCGAGGCGCAACUAGAGAAGAUACAGCGGGAAAGCUUCCACGUGGAGUUUGUCGUCUGUAUCGUGUCACAGGUGGCGCUCGUCAUGGCGAUUCACUACGUCAUAGGUCCGUAUCUGGGUGUGCGCUCUGUGGAGGAGGCGGUGAAGGUGGGGCUGGGAAUGGCGGCCCUCGCCAUGCUGGUUGACGUCUGCCACUGCGCGUUCAGCAAACGAUCAGUCGUCGGCUUCAUCAUCGACCAUCUCUACAACACGUGCGUAUUCGUAAGCGCAUGCGCGUCGUUUGCGUACUUCGGAUGAGUGCGCAUGCGUUUUUUAAAUGAUGUCGAAGCUCGGUGUUGUGGAAAAGGCACGUGCAUUUAAUGUCGAGUCGUGUGAUUAUGCUGCUGACAUUGAGCCCUUGAUGCGUGGUUUGGCAAGGUGUAUAUAUGGUUUAGCCACGUGCAUAGGUUGUUUAUAGCCACGUUUAUUUAUCGUAUUGCCACGUGGAUAUUUGGUUUGGCCACAUGUAUGUGUGGUUUAGUUACGUGUAUGUUUGGUUAAGCCACAUGCAUUAGAGAAAUGACAAAGGUUCUAAAAUUGUCCACAAACAUCGGACGUGCCAUGUGUUUAAGACCUCACUCGAAAAACAUACACCGUAAUUGAAGAGGAUCCUUCACGUGUACAUAUUGAUGUUUCUUUGUGACUUCAUUUUUGCAUAAGUUUAUAUACAUGUUUGUUUUUUUGCAUUUUGUUACUGUGAUGUUAAAAUAAACAUUUGCUACUUAAGUACCGGUAUAUAUCAUUUAAAUCUUGUUGAUAAUAUUGAUCCGAUCUUACUCUGAUAUUAAAAUACAUGUAUAUUGACAUUUUGGCUAAAUGGCAGCGAACCACAAGAAAGUGUUCGUAUAUUCAUUUUACUCGCUGUUGUUGUUUUUGGUUUUCUGUUUUUAAUAGCAUGAAAAAUGCUGUGUUUUGUAAUUUUUACCAUAAUAAAAUUAUUUAAAGAUAUUUACUUUACCAUUUUGUAGUUUUUUGUAGGUAACUUCAUCACAAUAUUAACUUGCAAGACGAUUGGUAGGAAAACACAAUGACCUAUUCAAAUACAUAUGCACAGAUCCCUGGAAAACAUUGUUUGCGAAGCUAUUCAUAUUGUAUACUUUCACCUGCACAGUAUACAUCAUAACAUUUUAUAUUACCCCGUCAUAAUACCGUUGUGAACGUAUGACAUCAUUGUGUGGUCCGUCAUUGAAACUUGCAUUUGAAUUGAUUCAUCAUGGUUGUUGUCAGUUCAGAAUAUAUAUAGUAAAUAGUAUCUGAAAUAU